GGGUCCGGAGGUGGCGCUUGGGCCCCGGUGGAAAGUUGUCAACAGCGGCGAGGAGGAAGAGGCAGCUUGGAGGGGGAAAUCGUGCACCCUGGGCUUGUAGGGGGUGGAGGGCAUUGGAGAGCCCGCUGCCAACGAUCGACCCUCAGUUUGCAGAUGAUGUGACUUUGGAAGAAUGAACGCUUAAACAAAGGUUUCAACAGUGCUACCUGUUGCAAACCGAUCCCAUGGCAAGUCAUCCCAGCUGGGCGACUGCUGGCUGAUCGCUACAGGACGUUGGUUGCUUUCGCCCAGAGACGCGCCACACUUUCUUUGGAUUGUGAUGGCUUUGGACACUGAAAUAAGUGCCUCAUAGCUAAGGAGCCUCUCGCUCCCUCUACCUCCGGUGCAGGCUCGAUUAUUCUUCAUUUGGGUCGGGAGAGCGUAUUUUGGGGAAUUAAACGGAGGAAAAUGUGGGAGCUCAGGACCUGAAGGGGGCCCCAAGUCUGACGACCACCACGGCCUUCAUCUCUGUCCUCCUGCCAAGGGAGGAGGCUCUGCUCGGGGCAGCCAUGAUUGGCAAGAAGAGGAGCGGUUUCCAGAUCACUAGUGUGACCUCGGAUUAUGACGGCGGUGGUGGGGAGGAACUGAAAGAGGUGCCGGAUGGUGAAGCGGAGCCAGGGGGCUCUGUGGGGCCUCCCUUGGUGAACGGAGCACCAGGGCACCUGAGCAGCGGGCAUGUUCCUGCCCCAGGUAAGGCUGAGCUGGCUGGGUCUGGGAAGAACGGACCACCCGUUGAUCGGACUCCACUGCCGCCUGCAAAGGAGCAGCCAGUGGUUGAGGGCUCACCCCGCAGCUCAGAGACCGCCCGCGGGGCCCUCAUCUCUGACACUCCUCGGGCAACCGUCACCCAGGACCCUCGGAGGGCAGAGGGUGCAGGGUUCACGGAAGCCGUGACCCCUAGGACUGCCCGGGGUACCGGGUCGCCUCUGAGGACAUCCUCCGCCCCAGGCGCCUCACAGCAGCUGGCUUCCUCCUGUGGAUCCCGGUUCCGCGUGGUGAAGCUCGACCACAGCCUGGGGGAGCCAUACCGUCGUGGCCGUUGGACCUGCAUGGACUUGUAUGACAAGGACCUGGAUGGGCACCUACUGGCCAGAGCUUUGGACGGCACCAGGCAUGUCAACUCCCUGGACUCUCACCUGGAGAUCACUAGCUUUGCCCAUAAGGCCGUUAGCCAACUCCGGCCCAAGCCGCAUGCCCCCAAGAGCCAGGGGUCCUCGCCAGUGCCGAGCCAGGGAGAGGGACCGAGGGGCAGGAUCGUUCCUGUGGCUUCCGGCCACACCCUGAAUGUGCUCCUCCAGGCAGCUGAGACUCUGAACCUGGGUGAGAUGGCUCGAGUCGAGAGACAGUCUGGACAGCUUCCCUCAGCCAGCCCGCCCCGGCUCCCUGUCCACAGCGCAGUCGCCAGCGCCCCUGUUUCCAAGGUGGUCACGGCGGCAGUCAAGGGUGAUGGCGGCCCCCCCACCGCUGCGGCCAAGGACCAGCAGAAGCCCAGCACAACACCGCACCUUCAGGGAGUCAGGGGUGGGUCCGCGGAGCAGACUGCUUCCAACCCGAUGUCACCAAAUGUGAGCCAGCCCUCCUCGGGAGAACACGGAGCAAUAAGGAAGUUUUCUGAGUCUCGAUCCACACCUGCCUCGCCAGUCCUGACUCAGGACGCCAGUGCUUUCAGGAAGACUCGUGUCUCUGAGGUCAAUGGCGCCAGCUCACUCCGCUUCAUCUCGCCCAUGCAGACCCUUGCCAGGUCAAUGCUGUCGGUUGGGUCACACCAGGAAAGCGAUGAUGACAGUGGUUCCAGCAGCAGCAUGGUUGCCAUUGACAACAAGAUCGAACAAGCCAUGGACCUGGUGAAGAGCCACCUGAUGUACGCCGUCCGCGAAGAGGUGGAGGUGCUGAAGGAGCAGAUCAAGGAGCUGAUGGAGCGGAACUCCCUGCUGGAGCGGGAGAAUACCCUGCUGAAGUCCCUGGCCAACCCGGAGCAGCUCUCCCAGCUCCAAGCCCAGAUGCGGACUGUGGGAAGCAGCGGCGGCUCCUCUGGUUCGUCACCUGCCAGCACGUCCACUGCUUGAGGAGCCCGUCACGGGGGAAAUGAUCUGGUGGGCAGAGAAAAGGAGUUGGGGGGGGGAGGUCCUCCUCCUUUUAAAACACUACGCGACAUCGCAAACUAAACCGCCAGCGCUUUCUGGUACCUACACUCCAGUGCCAAGGCCACCAACUCCAAGCUUAAACAGACUGAUCUACAUGAUGCUGCUAACCUGGCAUUCGCUGCCUUUUUUAAUAAGACUUGAGGGGAAGGUUGGGGGGGGGGGCGGGAGAGAGAGAGGAAGCAAUCUUGCUUUUGGGACUAUUGUCCUAGGAAGGGAGGUGGACUCGAGGGUAUUCUUUACCCCAACCAUGUGCGCUGGGUGAGGACUGAGAGAGCAGUCACGUGCAAGAAAAUGAAGAGCAGAGUUUCCCACUCUUCAGAUCCACACAGUGCAAGGGCACAUUAGUCCUUCCCCUUUCACCAUCCCAUCCCUAGCCUGAUUCUGUUGUGCAAGACUCUUCUGGGUUAGGGUGGGCGGACAAAGGUGUAGCUUCUCCACAGCGAGCUUAUUUUCAAAAAAGAUGGUAGAUAAUACCUUACUUUACCUCGCAAGCCAGCACCAACUGAUUAUCUCUUUAUUAUCACCAUAACUAGAUACAGCUCUGUCUUUUUUAUAUGUUAUUGUGAUUGGAGUAAAUGGAAAGAUGCUUUUGCCUUCGGACAGCUCUUGUGCCUUUGCUCAGCUCCUCCGCACCCCGCCACCCCGCGCCCCAUUGGAGAGGCAUGGGUUUAAGCUGGAAACUGAGGAAUGGUGAUUGCUGCCUGGAGGUGUUAAGCCUGCCACAGCAGUGUGCACGUGCGAGAGUGACUGAGAUAUGACCCACGCUAGGUUGCACUUCUCUCCCCAUCACUAAGAGCUUAAUAUCGAAGGGAUCCCCACUUGCCCUCCAGGGUACACUAGAAAAGUGUUGCCUCACACACUUGCUAAUAAUGUAUUUAAAUUCCCAUCCAGUCAGACUCCCUGUGCAAAUGUUGAAACUGUUGGAACACAUCUGCUGCAUUUGAAAUGGGUGAAGAAUAUUUUGGCCUGAACAAUAUGCCUCUUGGAGGGUGGUGAUCAGAGGAGGAAGGUGGGUAUGUCCAACAGUCACAUCCUGACUUGCCUUCAGCUUGACAGGCAACAGAAGAGAAACUUGGAGGAGUUUUAAAAGUGGGAGGACGAAAAGGACAGAGCAUUGAGGGUCUGUAGUAGUGGGCACUAAGUUGACCUACUUACUGCCCGUUGUGCCGCUUACGUUUUGGGCAGCAAUGAAGGUCCUCCAUCUCUGGCAGUGUUCAGGGCUUUCUUCAUCGUGUCAGUAGCUCAGUUUUCACUACUGUCAGUCGUGCAAGUCCCGGGCAGAGACUCGGGAAUACCGUCACACUCAGAUGGAAAAGGAUUCUUCAUUGCUGUUUCCAUAACAAUUUUGUUUUACCAGUCAGAGUUGUUAGCCCUGAGCUGAACCCCUGAACCUGGAGGACUGGUGGACCACCCUUAGUCUGGCCUCUACCUUUUGUCCUGUUUGGCAUGGUGACCUUACCAAGAGUCAAGGCAUAAAGCCCUGACUCCAGCCAACACAGCUCUUCAGGUCACUGAGGCACACAAGCCUCCAAACCAAACAACAACGUUGUGGUCCUCUUGGAGGACUAAGUGGACAGCAAGGUUAAAAGGGUUCACAGGCAUGCAGCCUAGAUGUGAGAAGGCUUAAGCAUCUUCCCUAGUCCAUUUUUAUCUAGUUUGGUUAUGUAAGCUGUGCAAUCCAAUACACAGAGCCACAGUACAUCAGGCUAUGAUGUCACGUUUGAUAUUCUUUUGAUUGCUUGGUGAGUAUCACUGGUUUGAUUUAGCACAAGUGAAACUUGCAGGAAUUUGUAAUGUUUUCAAAUGGUGCAAUAAUGAUUUAGAGAGAAUGAAAGCUGCUUUAUUUCUACUCCAGGAUUAAAAGUUAAAACCCUCUCUCAUUUUAAGUUUGCCUGUUCUAGUCGGUGGUUGUUGAGCUAGAACCAGGCAGGAAAAUAUAGUCCAGUCUGGGUAGUAGGUUGGGUCCAUGCUCUGGUCAAUCAGUCAGUCAGGAACAUGUUCCUACUUCACAGAGAUCUGUCCAGCCCCGAGGCCACAUCUCGAAGCACAGUAAAAAGUUUUACAUAGGUUGCAAGGAUCACCGAAGAAUGAUGGUCACUUCCUUUUGUUCUUGCACAGGGUUUAACAGUCUUGUCAUUCUUCACAUGUACCUCCCUCUUAGAUCAUUGUGUUCUCCUGCAGUCACAUGCCAUAUCCUGCCAUGCAUAAGCUAUUGGUUAACUUGUUUGCUGCCUCUGUAACCGGGGAGGAUGAUGGGGGAGGGGGGAGAUGGACUAGAAGUUGUGAUUGUCCCUGGCCUAGAGAGAGCAGGGAACAUUUCCUGCUCUCAAAGUUCAAAGUUAGUUUUAUCAUCAAAGUACACAUAUGUCACCACAUACAACCCUGAGAUUCAUUUUCCUGUGGGCAUACUCAGCAAAUCUGUAGAAUAGUAAUUGUAACAGGAUCAGUGAAAGAUCAACCAGAGUGCAGAAGACAACAAACUGUGCAAAUGCAAAUAUAAAUAAACACCAAUAAAUCAUGAGAACAUGAGAUAAUCAGCUAAAAUCCUUAAAGUAAGAUCAUUGAUUGUGGGAACAUCUCAAUGGACGGGCAGGUGAGUGUAGUUAUCCCCUUUUGUUCAAGAGCCUGAUGGCUGAGGGGUAGUAACUGUUUUUGAACCUGGUGGUGUGAGUCCUGAGGCUCUUGUACCUUCUACCCGAUGGCAGCAGUGAGAAGAGAGCACGUCCUGGGUAGUGUGGUUCUUUGAUGAUGGAUGCUGUUUUCCUGCGACAGCAUUUCAUGUAGAUGUGCUCAAUGAUUGCAAGGCUGCCCUUGAAGCUGUCACUUUCUGGACUCUUAACACUGCAUAGACAAAAAAACAAACUAUCAAUUGGGUGCAAUUUCCAUUGUGGGAACAGUGGGCAGGUGGGAGCUGUGAAUUAGCCUGGGAGAGCCAGGUACAUAGAAGAAGGUAGAUAGCAAGAUGAUAAUGGGGGCGGCACAGUAGCAUAGUGGUUAGCACAACGCUUUACAGUACAGGUGACCCAGGUUCAAUUCCCGCAGCUGCCUGCAAGGAGUUUGUACGUUCUUGCCGUGACUGUGUGGGUUUCCUCUGGGUGCUCCGGUUUCUUCCCACAGUCGUACUGGUUGGUAGGUUAAUUGGCUAUUGUAAAUUGUGCUGUGAUUAGGCUAGGAUUAAAUUGGUGGUUGCUGGGCAAGUGUUCCUGUUCCGUAUCUCAAUAAAACUAAAAAUUAUCACUCCCAAGCUGGUGGGUGUAAAUAAAACAUCUCAAAUGUCCCAGCUGCUUGGGAAAAGGUUUAGGAACUUUUGUCAGUGUAGUAUCUCAAAUAGUCCUUGGCUCCCCACAAAAGAGAAGAAUAGGUUACAGUAUUAAUCAGCUGGAUGGCCCUCACACUCCCUGUGCUUCUGUGGCCUGUGACGUUCUGGUUGUGGUGCCAGAGUAAUAGUGCUGCACGCGGUCCGGUCGGUGGGGGAGAGGUUGGGUGGGUGUGUAGCCUGAGCAGAUGUCUCUGCUUCCUCUCUCAAUAUGCCAUUCAGGGAGCUGUGUUUUUUACCAGAGCAAUAAUUGCUUGCCUUACCCCACAGUAUACGUAUAAUUUAUACAGAGCCGGGGUCGAAAGCUGCAGGAGCCUUUGUUAAAGUACCCUCCCUCACUCCCCUCUUCCCCCUAUGUGAGGGGCAGGGGUGUUGUGGUGGAGGGUGAAGAGACUGCUACCUCGCUACUCUGUGAUUUCUGGGUUUAAUCUAGCCAAAUGAUGAUUGUUCUGUCUAAACCAUUUUAUUUGCUCAACAUACUUGUAAUUUUUUUUAUUAUUACUUCAACAAAAAACAAAACUUGUAAUUAAAACAGGAAAAAAAGCACAAAGCAAGGAGCUGGUGUGGAGU
Messenger RNA from Mobula hypostoma (lesser devil ray), 6069 nucleotides. RefSeq names its product TSC22 domain family protein 4-like. Gene Ontology annotation, biological process: regulation of transcription by RNA polymerase II. The transcript has 5 exons. The coding region runs from base 549 to 2105 and encodes 518 amino acids. The record is from RefSeq and is a predicted model, not a curated record. Lineage: Eukaryota; Metazoa; Chordata; Chondrichthyes; Myliobatiformes; Myliobatidae.